AUGGGCGCUGGUGAGACCGGGAAGGUGGUCAAAGUUAUCUCGGAGCAGAUUGAUGGGUCCGACUAUGAGGCGAUUAGAUACCCCGCCAGCUUCGAAAAUCCUAACUACUUUCUAUCUGUUGGAAAUGGCACCAGGCUCCUCAAAGAAAUCAUCACAGAGUAUGCGAGGGCGUGUCCUGACUCCAAGAUGGCAGUCUUUGGCUACUCCCAGGGUGCUCAAAUAACUAGUAAUAACUUUUGUGGACAGCCACCAAUCUGGUCACCGUACUCGGGUAUUGAUGUGACGGAUAUCCAUGGGCUCGUGGAGUUUGCAAAGCCUCUGCCCAAGGAGGUUACAAAGAAUGUUGUGGCCGUUGUGCUCUUUGGUGACACAACUCACCGAAAGGACGCUUCAUACAAUCGCGGGAACUCUACGGGCAGUGGUAUCUACUGGCGUGCAGAUAUUAGCGCCUGCGAAGGCCUCGGCAACCGCAUUCGAUCAUACUGCGAUGCCGGCGACCCGUUUUGCGACGUGAAUAUGGAGCCCAAGGGUAACCCACAUUUGGAAUACGUGUACCACUAUGGCAACGAGGUCGUCGAAUAUGUAAUUGAGCAGUACAAGAGCGGCUCGAGCAACAGCUCGGGCACCAAUGUUGGUUCGCCGUCCUCGCCUACUCACGCACCCAUCCAAAUUAGUGGAGCGAACGGAAUUCUGUCAGUACCCGUUUCGGCGAUCGCCAUUGUUCUGCUAGUAUCAAGCAUGAUGUAA
Messenger RNA from Neoarthrinium moseri, 747 nucleotides. RefSeq lists its product as uncharacterized. Lineage: Eukaryota; Fungi; Ascomycota; Sordariomycetes; Amphisphaeriales; Apiosporaceae. Gene Ontology annotation, molecular function: hydrolase activity. Bases 1 to 747 code for a protein of 248 amino acids. The transcript has 3 exons. The record is from RefSeq and is a predicted model, not a curated record.